This is a messenger RNA of Passer domesticus (house sparrow), 1418 nucleotides long. RefSeq names its product transmembrane protein 167A (gene TMEM167A). Lineage: Eukaryota; Metazoa; Chordata; Aves; Passeriformes; Passeridae. The record is from RefSeq and is a predicted model, not a curated record. Gene Ontology annotation, biological process: protein secretion; intracellular transport. Bases 121 to 339 code for a protein of 72 amino acids. The transcript has 4 exons.
CGCCGCGCGGGCGCCGCCGGCCAAUGGCGGCCGCGCCCGCGCCCCGGCGCGCUGAGGGCGCGCGGUGCGCGCUUCCGCCCGCGGCGGCGGCCGGAAGGUGAUGUGGCGGAGCGCGGCGCGAUGUCUGCCAUCUUCAACUUCCAGAGUCUGCUGACUGUGAUCCUGCUGCUCAUAUGUACCUGUGCCUACAUCAGAUCCUUGGCUCCCAGCUUACUGGACAAAAAUAAAUCCGGACUGUUGGGGAUAUUCUGGAAAUGCGCCAGGAUUGGUGAGAGGAAGAGCCCCUACGUGGCCGUGUGCUGUGUGGUGAUGGCCUUCAGCAUCCUGUUCAUGCAGUAGCAGCUGGAGGGUGUCUCCACGUACCCAACAGCAGAUCCUGUGGCAAGAAAGGAUGGGAAGCCUCAGCAAGUCUCCUCUCACAAGAUGGAUAACUUGUCUCCUGGUGGACACCCCUGCAGAUGGACCAGCAUUAGUGAUCACAACCCAGAUGAGAUGUGCUUGUUAGUGCCAGGCCAGCACUGGCACUCCUGCUGUAAUAAUGUGGAAGGGUGUCUGGUGCAUGUCUGAGCUUCAGGGGAGCUCUUUCUGGGUUUUUUUCUUUAAACACCAUGCAGUUGAAAAGGCUUGCUGUUUGUAAUUCUUUAAAAUUUCUUGUCCAGUAGACCUGUUGAAUGAAACGUUAAAAUGGUAAAUCAGCCACAGCAAUAAGACCACCCUUUGAAGAAUAAAGAGCAUUUUGACUCUAGGGGAUGUUUAUCAAAGUAUUUUUAGUUCUUGCUGCCUAAACAAUUCCUCUUGAUUUGUAAGUGAUGGCUCUACUCUCAUCCUAAAAAUAUGACCUCUGACCUAAGUUACUUGUAAUUUCUCAAAUAAUCUCUCCAUAUUUCUGUUGUUAAAAUGUGAAAUAAAGGCAGGGACCAUAAUUGUAGUGAUGUCUGAUUAGCUACUGAGAAGGCAGAGAUGGGGGAUCUGAGACACCUGCAUUGUUCUCUGUAAAAAAAACCACAUGUACACAUUUUUAGAGGUUCCAAAAUGUUGAGAAAAGUAUUGAAAAGGCUCUGCUGCUGCUGUUGCAUGCAUGGAAAGGUUUCUAAAUUAGCAGAAUGAAGAGUUAGCUGCAGAUCAGGAAGUUGCAUGUCAUAAUAUAAAGGUUGAAUCAACUAAAUUACCCUCACCAGUAGUAAAGAUUAGAUUACUUUUAAUGAUACCUCCCAUUAGCAUUUAUUUCUUAAUUUUGCACACUUUCAGUAAUCUAGUGACUUCUUCAAUAAUGCCUGACAGGUGUGGGUUAUAUCAGACAGCUGUGUGACUUCAUACUGGCUGCAUUUGGGAGAAUUGUCUGUUUGCAGUAUUUGUUGAUCUGGAAAGGCUUGUGAUCAGAAGGAACAAAGCUAAAAAGUAAAACACGCUUAAAGGUA